This is a messenger RNA of Daldinia caldariorum, 2527 nucleotides long. RefSeq lists its product as uncharacterized. The coding region runs from base 296 to 1936 and encodes 546 amino acids. The transcript has 3 exons. The record is from RefSeq and is a predicted model, not a curated record. Lineage: Eukaryota; Fungi; Ascomycota; Sordariomycetes; Xylariales; Hypoxylaceae.
UUUUUUUAAUUCUUAUUGCGAUCUGAUCCGAAGCUCCGGAAGUACACUACCUAGUACCGGGACCGUCCACUUCCAUAAGCCUCGCGUUUUUUUUUCCCUUUCUUCUUUUCUUCCUCUUCUCUUAUUGUCGUCGCGCCUCUCGUUAUUCCGUCAUGGCCUAAAUUCCAUAACUUCGUUACGAUCCCAACGUACGAAGCUCCCUUAAUCCGUCCCGCCAGAAUAACAAUAACAACAAAAAGACGAACGAACGGUUCUCCUCCCCUCUUCCCCGGCGCGGCCCAUUCCGGACGCAACCAUGUUUUUCCUCAGCCCCCGCGAUGGCUUCCCGAAAGGCGAUAACUCGACCGACACCAUCUUCCACAAUAUCCAUUUCAAUGCCUCCACGUUAAAUUAUUGGAAUUAUACCUAUUACCCGAUCAACGGCACCCUCUCGAACGGAUCCUGGUGCAUGCUCAUGAACCCGCCUUACACCCCGAAAGGCAUUUUAACAAAUGGUACCUUUAUCAAUAGCACUUGGUGUUACUUGGCAACAGAUCCUAUUGGAGACCGGGCGCGUGCCGGUAUUGGCUUUGCUGUUGGCUUCGUCUUGUGUCUGAUUUUUGUGUUGGUCAACCUGAGGAAGCAUGGCGAAUUACAUCUCCCCGCUGAGAAGAGGUUUUACCCUAUUGGAAGGAGAUGGCAAUGGUACUGGUCGAUAUUCGUUUGCGCCACCGCUCUUGUCGGUCUUUUCACCGGGAUCGAUGUCGACCGAUACCAUGUUGUCGAGCUUCCUAUCGUCUUAAACGUCUUCUUCUGGUUCUUAAUGCAGAUGGGGACCAUAGCAGUGGUUUGGGAGGGUGUUCGCCAUUGGGGUAGCUGGAUGGAACGUCAGUUCAUCGAUCCGAACCCCUUCGUCUAUGACCAAAACGACAAGAGAGGCAUGUUUGAAUUGUGGCUGCCUAUCUUCUUCUAUUUCUGGGUAUGGCUGAAUUUCUUCCUCGUCAUUCCUCGAAAUUGGGGCGCAAUCGAACUCCAGCGAUCUCCCGAACAGACUGUUGAAAACGCUAUACCAGCCGCCACCGAUGGGCGCUUCAAGGCAGCGACAUUUUGUCUAUUUGUCGCUUGGUGCACCAUUCUUGUUUCUGUAUGGCACUCGAUUCGGCAUUACGAGCCGCGAAAUCGCGGGUUCUUUAACCGCAUCAUCGGGUUUUUGGGAUAUAUGCCAUUCCGCUUUACGUUGAUGAUACCCCUUGCACUGGCCGUCGUCGGGUACCAAGGAUUAUGUGCCUGGGACUUCGGCUUGUCGCCUUUGAACGUCAAAACAAGCCUAUUAGCAAUGUAUCUUGGAGGCUACGCCCCAGCUUUCCUCAUCAUUGUCAUACAGAUCAUUGCAGGUUUUAUGCGACCGAACGAAGAUCGCGAACUUAUGCGCCAAAGACGCGAGCGUGGACAGGCUCUGGAUCAGGAGCUGGGUCUCGUCCGUAAGCCCGCUUGGUGGCGCCGAGUCAAUGGCGAUAUACCGGCGGGAGGCAUGAGGGAUAGAAUCAUGCGAAAUGUUCGUGAGGUCGGUGGUGGACGACCUACUACUAGGCAAGUCGAAAUCCUUGCAGAGCGCAGGGCUGCCGAAAUGGAAGCCGAAGGCGCGGCUGAAAGCAGGGGUAUAGAAAUGAAUGAGAUUCGACGCACGAAUAGCACUCGUGCUGGAGCUGCUCCGCCACCGUAUACCCCAUACGGAGGGAAGUCGGGCCAGCGGAGGACCGAGCGUACAGUAGAGCUCGCCGCAGGUCUUCUAUUCCCUGGUGCGAAUAGUAAUACCCCUACUGGCAGAGGAAGAGAUUUAGAAGUCGCCAGUGAGCAAACUCGAAGACCACGGACGGGUGAGAGGAGUUCUAGUACGGCUAGUGGCGUAUCUACUAGUGGACCGCCUCAGCAGAUUAAGAGUAUGUUAGAUGUAUAAGUUAACGGGUAUCAAGUUCGAAAGAAUGGCUUGGAUAGUAUUGGUCGGUCUUUGCUUGGGGCUCAUUAAUGACUGGAUGCGGCGUUAGAAAUGGAUAUUCGGCAUUCAUUAAACACAUACAUGUCUUGAGCUGUGGCGUGCGAACUUCGUUUGAAAAGGGAAAACGUGGGGGUACGUGCUCAGAUUUAUUAUGAUGCAAUCUCUACACGAUAUAUUAGUAUUUAGUGUUUGGAAAUAUAAUAAAUAAAUACGUAGUGUUAUGAUAAGAAACAAAAAACGGCUAUAAUGAGUAAGAGUCGUUAGGAGCUCAGUAUAGGCUCGGUUUGAGGACUCGUUCAGCUUAACGAAGAAAUUGAAAGAUCAAUGCCGAGACCUAUCCCGCGAAUCAACUCCGUGGUCAGUAACUAGCGAUUACGGGAACCAUGCUACUAGCUCUUGGUAUGGAAUCCUCUUAUAAGCUUCGCUGUAGUCUGUUGGAACUUCUCUGCUUAUGUGUGCCCGUGCCUCUUAGGUAGGUAGGUACUUAACCGAGGUUACAAACGGCGAGUUGCAGUAAAAUGACCUAACGCUAAUUUGCCGUCAACAGUAGUU